Ornithorhynchus anatinus (platypus) is the source of this 6028-nucleotide messenger RNA. RefSeq names its product protocadherin 9 (gene PCDH9). Gene Ontology annotation, molecular function: calcium ion binding. The coding region runs from base 628 to 4272 and encodes 1214 amino acids. NCBI's taxonomy places the organism in Eukaryota, Metazoa, Chordata, Mammalia, Monotremata, Ornithorhynchidae. Gene Ontology annotation, biological process: homophilic cell-cell adhesion. Gene Ontology annotation, cellular component: plasma membrane. The record is from RefSeq and is a predicted model, not a curated record. The transcript has 5 exons.
CGGAGCGCGGGGAGGGGAGAGGGACCCGACCGGCGGGAUUCCCGGCCGGACCGGCUCCGCUGACGUUUCCCCGCAGAAGUUGAACACUUCUCCCGCUGGUCGGCGCGGCGCGGGGGUUGGCCCCGGCGGGCGGGCGGGCGAGCAAGCGAGCGAGCGAGCGAGCGAGGCAGGGGGGAGAAAUCACGGGGUCUCUGUCUCUGCCCUCCACGUCUCUCCCCUCCACGUCCCUUAAAUGCCCGCAGAGGAGCCCGAGCGUCCGGCGGGGUGACGGAGGGAGGGGCUGACGGCGGCCCGGAGAAUCUCUCGUCGGGCGGGCCCCGCUCGCUCGCCGGCCCCGACCCACACCUUUCCGCCGCCGGAGGGAGCGGAGCCUUCGGGGCCGCUGCCCGUCUCUUCCCCCGACCGGUGCCGCCCACCGCCCUGGGCUCCGGGGCGUGGGACGCAGCCCCCCGAGCCGCGCAGCGUGUGGGGAAAGGGGGAGCCGCAACUAACUUGCUGUCUCCAGAUAAAAAAUGAGAUGUGAUGCAUCCUGCAGUCCGUGCACGCCUCCUCUUGCGAAUCGUGCACCGUUCCUCGGUGGAAGCCUUUAAAUCCUAAAAUCCGGGAAAAGAAAAUCAACACAUUAUCAUGGACCUGAGGGAUUUUUACCUGUUGGCCGCUCUGAUUGCCUGUUUAAGGCUGGAUUCUGCUCUAGCUCAAGAACUUAUUUACACUAUUAGAGAGGAGCUGCCUGAAAACGUGCCCAUAGGAAACAUACCAAAGGAUCUGAACAUUUCUCACAUCAAUGCUGCCACGGGGACCAGUGCCAGCCUUGUCUAUAGACUGGUUUCUAAAGCCGGGGAUGCCCCGUUGGUUAAAGUGUCCAGUAGUACGGGGGAGAUCUUCACCACGUCCAACCGAAUAGACAGAGAAAAACUCUGCGCCGGCGCCGCCUACGCCGAAGAAGACGAGUGUUUCUUCGAACUCGAGGUGGUGAUUCUCCCCAAUGAUUUUUUUCGGCUCAUCAAAAUCAAAAUAGUCGUGAAGGAUUCCAACGACAAUGCACCGAUGUUUCCCUCUCCCGUCAUCAACAUCUCCAUUCCGGAGAACACCUUGAUCAACAGCCGCUUCCCCAUCCCAUCAGCCACAGAUCCCGACACGGGCUUCAAUGGGGUGCAGCACUAUGAAUUGCUAAAUGGGCAGAGCGUGUUCGGGCUGGAUAUCGUGGAGACCCCGGAAGGGGAGAAGUGGCCGCAACUGAUUGUCCAGCAGAACUUGGACCGAGAACAGAAAGAUACCUAUGUGAUGAAAAUCAAAGUGGAAGAUGGAGGCAGCCCCCAGAAAUCCAGCACGGCCAUACUGCAAGUCACGGUAAGCGAUGUUAAUGACAACAGGCCGGUGUUUAAAGAGGGUCAGGUGGAGGUUCAUAUCCCAGAGAGUGCCCCCGUCGGCACCUCCGUAAUCCAGCUCCACGCGACCGACGCGGAUGUCGGCAGCAACGCGGAAAUCCGCUACGUUUUUGGCGCCCAGGUCGCCCCGGCCACCAAAAGACUCUUCGCUUUAAAUAACACCACCGGGCUGAUUACGGUUCAGAGGUCCUUAGACCGAGAGGAGUCGGCUAUUCACAAGGUGACGGUGCUGGCCACCGACGGCAGCUCCACCCCAGCUCGCGCGACAGUCACCAUCAACGUCACCGAUGUCAAUGAUAACCCUCCCAACAUAGACCUCAGGUAUAUUAUAAGCCCCAUCAAUGGCACGGUGUACUUGUCUGAGAAGGAUCCCGUCAAUACAAAGAUUGCCCUGAUCACCGUCUCCGAUAAGGACACGGAUGUCAAUGGCAAAGUGAUCUGUUUCAUCGAAAGGGAGGUCCCGUUUCACCUCAAGGCAGUUUACGACAACCAGUAUCUGUUAGAGACCUCGUCCCUGUUGGACUAUGAGGGCACCAAAGAAUUCAGCUUUAAAAUCGUCGCCUCUGAUUCUGGGAAGCCCAGCUUGAACCAGACGGCCCUGGUAAGGGUUAAACUGGAGGACGAAAAUGACAACCCUCCAAUUUUCAGCCAGCCGGUAAUUGAGCUGUCAGUUGCUGAAAACAACCGCCGUGGUCUAUACUUAACAACUAUUAGUGCCACAGACGAGGACAGUGGGAAAAAUGCAGACAUUGUUUAUCAGCUUGGACCUAAUGCCUCCUUUUUCGAUCUGGAUCGGAAGACGGGAGUUUUGACCGCCUCCAGAGUCUUUGACAGAGAGGAGCAAGAGCGUUUCAUCUUUACGGUGACGGCCAGGGACAACGGGACCCCUCCGCUGCAGAGUCAAGCAGCUGUCAUCGUCACCGUGCUGGAUGAAAAUGAUAACAGCCCCAAGUUUACCCAUAACCAUUUUCAGUUUUUCGUAUCGGAGAACUUACCCAAGUAUAGUACCGUGGGAGUCAUCACCGUGACGGAUGCAGACGCUGGGGAAAACAGAGCCGUGACCCUGUCCAUCCUGAAUGACAACGAGAACUUUGUGUUGGAUCCUUUCUCUGGGGUUAUAAAGUCGAACGUUUCCUUCGAUCGAGAACAGCAGAGCUCGUACACCUUUGACGUCAGAGCCACUGAUGGCGGGCAACCUGCUCGGUCCUCCACGGCCAAAGUGACCAUCAACGUCAUGGAUGUUAACGACAACAGCCCGGUGGUCAUCUAUCCCCCUUCCAAUACUUCUUUCAAGUUGGUGCCACUCUCAGCCAUCCCGGGCUCCGUGGUAGCGGAAGUGUUUGCCGUGGACAUCGACACCGGGAUGAACGCCGAGCUCAAAUAUACCAUCGUCAGUGGAAAUGGCAAGGGCCUCUUUCGGAUCGAUCCGGUGACAGGUAAUAUCACCCUGGAGGAGAAACCCACCCCUGCCGACCUGGGAUUGCAUCGCUUAGUGGUCAACAUAAGCGAUUUGGGUUACCCUAAAUCUCUGCAUACUCUCGUGCUGGUUUUUUUGUACGUAAAUGACACUGCAGGAAACGCCUCCUACAUUUACGACUUAAUACGCAGGACUAUGGAGACCCCUUUGGACCGGAACAUAGGGGACAGUAGCCAGCCCUAUCAGAACGAAGACUACCUUACCAUUAUGAUCGCCAUAGUGGCUGGCGCUAUGGUCGUCAUUGUAGUGAUCUUUGUCACAGUUCUGGUUCGCUGUCGUCACGCGUCGAGGUUCAAAGCUGCUCAGAGGAGCAAGCAGGGUGCCGAGUGGAUGUCUCCCAACCAGGAGAACAAGCAGAGCAAGAAAAAGAAAAGGAAGAAAAGGAAAUCUCCUAAGAGUUCCCUCUUGAACUUUGUGACCAUCGAGGAGUCUAAGCCUGACGAAGCAGUCCAUGAACCGAUCAACGGGACAAUCAGCCUUCCAGCCGAGCUGGAGGAGCAGAGUAUAGGAAGAUUUGACUGGGGCCCGGCACCACCGACGACCUUUAAGCCUAAUAGUCCUGAUCUAGCUAAGCAUUACAAAUCUGCCUCUCCACAGUCUGCUUUUCAUCUCAAACCAGACACUCCAGUAUCAGUGAAAAAGCAUCAUGUGAUUCAGGAACUUCCCUUGGACAACACCUUUGUCGGGGGUUGUGACACCCUUUCCAAACGCUCUUCCACUAGUUCAGAUCACUUCAGUGCCUCAGAGUGCAGUUCCCAAGGAGGCUUCAAGACAAAGGGCCCCUUACACACCAGACAGGACCAGUCCCAAUAUGAUGACCAGGCCUUGCAGUCCCAGCGCCGUGUUACAUUUCACCUCCCCGAUGGCUCCCAAGAAAGCUGCAGUGACAGUGGUCUAGGAGACCAUGAGCCUGUGGGUAGUGGAACCCUGAUCUCACAUCCUCUCCCUCUGGUUCAGCCACAGGACGAAUUCUACGACCAAGCCUCACCAGACAAGAGGACUGAAGCUGAUGGCAACUCUGACCCCAACUCUGAUGGCCCUCUCGGGCCCCGAGGUUUAGCUGAAGCGACAGAGAUGUGUACUCAAGAGUGCUUGGUUUUGGGUCAUUCUGAUAACUGCUGGAUGCCUCCAGGCCUGGGUCCAUACCAGCAGCCGAAAUCACCUCUUUCCACUUUUACAACACAAAAAGAGUGGGUUAAGAAGGACAAACUAGUGAAUGGACACACUUUGACAAGAACCUGGAAAGAAGACAGCAACAGGAACCAGUUCAGUGACCGCAAGCAGUAUGGCUCCAGUGAGGGUCAUUUCAAUACUGGUAACCACAUGACUGACAUUCCUUUGGCUAAUUUGAAGUCCUAUAAACAGGCUUCAGGGUCUGUUGAGAGUCCAAAGGAGCACCAACUAUAAGAAAUGGCUCCUUUGGACCUAGUGACUUUAGCCUAUUUAGACUUGCUAUUACUGUGUUUGUGUCAGAGCUUUAUGUAUUGGUAGAUCUCUUUAACUAUGCUUCACAUAACAGGGAUUGGCAUAUCUUCAGGUUAGCUCUAUGGUAUGUUGUCCCACAACAUGAGAGAAAACAUUUCUUCUAGUUGUGUAGUUUUAUUUAAUAGAAUUGAUUAAACUAUACAGAGAUCUCUCCAGUGCGCAAAAGUCCUUUUUUUGAUUUUUGGUUGUUAGAUAUUUUUUUUUGACCCUGGACUGCUGCUAUGAAAAAUAGAAGAUGCAUUUGGAGAAAGAAAGAAAGUUCAGUGGAAUGAAAUGGUUGACAAGCAUAUCCAGUUAGAAGAUUGUGCUCUUGUUGUCAUUGAUCUGUGCUGGGACCACUAUACUUGACUUCAUAUUUCAAACAAAGCAAUUAAAAUGAUAAACAUUAAACCUAUUGUGCGAUAACAACAUUAGUGGACACUUGUAAGUCAGUCAGUGUUCAAGUACUUGUAUAUAGAAACAAGUUAUUGCUAACAACUUUUGUGUACUAAUAACGUUCACUGAAAAGAUACUGUAGCAUAAUUCUGUGUUUCACUGUACGUUUUUUAUGUUGUUUCAUUUGCUUCUUGUUGUUUGGUUUAGCUUUUUUAUUUUAGUGAUGUGUUUCUGUGCUAGUAGUCUGUCUGACACACAAUGUUCCAAGGAACUCAAAACACUUGUGUUAAAAUGAAGAAAAAAGAAAUCCAGAAUUUUAUUUUUAAUAAACAAUAUGACAUUCUGGUUAACAAUAGUUUGCAAAUAUUUAGGAACAAAAGGACUUAUAUAAGACCUUUGAAUCUUCAGAACUAUUAUUUUUGGAUUCUAUCUCCCUAUGCAUGAAAAUUGCAAAUUGCAACUGUUUAAUAAUAAUAGGAGAGGGAGGUCUCAGAAAGAGCUUCCAUUUUGAAUAUGAUGAUACCACGUCUGCUGUGUGAUCUUUCAUGAAAUGUAAUUAAUUUAAAAUUUACAAUUGGGCAACUGUGUGUCUAUAAUGAGGACAGUUUGUAUUGUUGAAAUGGCAGCUUUUGUGUUGAUCCUCAUCUAUAUUAAUAUUGAAGUAACACAAGUGUUUUUUGACCUUAGCUACAAAAUAUUUAAUGUGUUGUGCCUUCAUGAUGUAACAGAGCAUUCUCCUGGUAGGCUAGUUGGGGAAAAUAAAGGGUUUAAUCUCUAAUUAUUGCUGUUUAACUGUUUGUUAUCAUAGUUGGUCAAUGCCUGGCAGGUACCAGCAUCAUGUCACUUAAGUCAAACUAGCAGAGUGACUCCUAAUAUUAAUAAGAUCUCAGUUGCACGUACAAACAAAUCCAAAUUUGAAUAUUCUUAGGAGGUUUUUGUUAAGCAUGACAGAUGAUUUAAACAAAUAAAUAGCAUGCAAACAAAGUCCUUACCAAGGCAAAUGAAAGUUAUAUUACACCACAGUUAAACAUCAGUUUUAAGUAAGAAAGUUUGCUAAUCUGAUAAUUUGUUCUUACCAAAAUAAAGUUAUUUUGUAUAUAGCAAUUCACUUUUUUUCCACAGUAUAACGGUAUAAAAUGGGUUGGGGUGCAUUGCUUAUUGCAGUACUUAUGUCAGUUUGUGAGGGGUGUUUGAUGAUUUUGACAGAAUUAGUAUCUAAACAGUUAUAUCCUUGUUACUGCUUUGCCAGUUAAACGUUAUUUACAAUUACUCAGCUCUUGCAAUAAAUGUUCUGAAUUCCUGA